Messenger RNA from Coturnix japonica (Japanese quail), 432 nucleotides. NCBI's taxonomy places the organism in Eukaryota, Metazoa, Chordata, Aves, Galliformes, Phasianidae. The record is from RefSeq and is a predicted model, not a curated record.
UUCAACAGGAAUAUGAAGCACCCCCAGCAGGGACAGCGCCUGGAGCUGGAGUGCCAGACAUCCAGAAUCAUAUUUGGAGCCUCCUGGGUCCGCAUGGACAACAGUGGCAACCUUCACUUCAUUGCCUACAGUAACUCUCGAUACAACACAAUCUUUCAUCAGAAUAAGAGAGUAUCUCAGCGCUUCGAAAUAUCAUGGAGAUAUAGCUCCCCUUGGCUGGUGGUGAAGUCCUUCACGGCACAGGACCAGGGGAUCUAUUUCUGCAUCAACGUCAUCAACCAGGAGCUGCACUUCAGCUCUGGACAACCCGCCUUCUUCCCAGUCACAACAACAGCAGCACCCACCAUACCUGCAGCCACCAACCAGGGCAGUCAAGUCACCAAGAAAGACAUCUUCUGGCACAACCCAGAUCCAGGUAACAAUCUGCAGUGA